CAAUCUCUCGCGACGUUGGCAGUCUUGGAGGGGGUACAGGCUUGGGAACUGAAGUGUCGCGAGAUUUGGCAGGCCGGUGGGAGUCGUACCUGGCUUGGGGGUCCUGAACACUGCUGCCACGGUACCUCAUGGAGUCUAGGGCAGCCCCAGGGCCUGAUGCCACUGCAGCCUGUUUAGGGCCAAUGCCUGCAUCAGGAACAGCUAUAUCAUCAAUGAAGAAUAAUAUCCACGUUCUUGUGGGAGUCACUGGGAGUGUGGCUGCCUUAAAGCUGCCUCUUCUGGUCACUGGCCUUUUAGAGAUUCCAGGGUUGGAAGUGGCAGUGGUGACCACGGAGAGAGCAAAACAUUUCUACGACCCUUGUGAUGUUCCUGUCACCGUCUACAGUGACACUGAUGAAUGGGAGAUGUGGAAGUGCCGUUCUGACCCCGUCCUGCACAUUGACCUUCGGAGAUGGGCAGACCUCAUGGUAGUCGCCCCUCUUGAUGCUAACACACUAGGAAAAGUGGCCAGUGGCAUCUGUGAUAACUUGUUGACCUGCGUCAUCCGGGCCUGGGACCGAACCAAGCCCCUUCUCUUCUGCCCGGCCAUGAACACUGCCAUGUGGGAGCAUCCCAUCACAGCCCAGCAUGUGGAACAGCUCAAGGGCUUCGGCUACACCGAAGUCCCCUGUGUGGCCAAGAAACUCGUGUGUGGAGAUGAAGGUUUGGGGGCCAUGGCCGAAGUCUGCACAAUUUUGGGCAAAGUGAAAGAAAUGCUUUUGGAGCGGGGCUUGCUACACCAAAGUUGACCCAAGAAAUGGUGCCUGCACUGGUCUGUGCUCAGCUGGCUUUCCAAGGAGAAGAAGGAGUAACACUGAGAAAGACUCUGCUGGAGCAGACCGGUCCCUGGUAGAGUCUGGGCUAAGCGCCCAGGGUCCCCUAUGUCAUACCGGGCCCAUGUGCAGUCAAAGUAGCCAGGAUGACGAGAGAACUCCCUGGAGCUUUCUCAGGCUCGGGUCUGACCAUUGCUUCCCCUGGAUUGGUGCUUCUCAGGAGCAGAUUGGCCCCGAGGACAGAGGAACAGGGAUCGGGCCAUUUGACUUCCUUGGGCCUCCUAUGGGGGUGCAGAUGGCAGCCCUCUCCAGCCACCUCACCCCAGCACUGCCACCGUGGAGGGCAAUCAGGUUCUCUGAUGGUGGUUUGGAUUAUUUCCUUAGAAUGUGGGGGAGCUGGUGUUCAUCAGUGUUUCAUAUACAUUGGAAGGUCGGGAAAUCGAAAUAAAAGAAUUCUGUGCAUCAUGUAGGAACUGCUUUUAGGCUCCUUCUUGGCUAGAGAUCCACAGGCCAUCUGGAGCCCUUGCCGCUUGGUUGAUGUCCUGAGUCACAGCCUAAGGG
Dromiciops gliroides (monito del monte) is the source of this 1373-nucleotide messenger RNA. RefSeq names its product phosphopantothenoylcysteine decarboxylase (gene PPCDC). Gene Ontology annotation, cellular component: phosphopantothenoylcysteine decarboxylase complex. The transcript has 6 exons. Gene Ontology annotation, molecular function: phosphopantothenoylcysteine decarboxylase activity; FMN binding. The record is from RefSeq and is a predicted model, not a curated record. Bases 129 to 788 code for a protein of 219 amino acids. NCBI's taxonomy places the organism in Eukaryota, Metazoa, Chordata, Mammalia, Microbiotheria, Microbiotheriidae. Gene Ontology annotation, biological process: coenzyme A biosynthetic process.